AUCACGAAAAAAAAAUUACAAGAUAAAAAUUGUUCAAAAUUAACGCAGAUAAAAAUAGUAUUUGGCUUUACUUUGGGACGUAAAUUUUGAAGAUGGCUGAUCAACAAUUAGAUCAAGAAUUUCAUUGUAAUCUACAUAGGCUUGACGAAAUAAUUAGGAAAUGUAACUAUCGUGAAAAAAUCAUUGCCACGGAAUGGAUCAGUAAACUAAGAGCGACCUCAAAUAGCACAGAUGAGAGGAAGCUUAGAAACAUGUUUCUGGAACAUUUCAUAAAAUGUUGUGAUGGCACUUUGUUUAGUAAACCUCCAUUUAAUAAAAAUUUGCUUGUGUCAGCUAAAUUAGUUGACUACGCGUAUUAUUUGCCCCAACUUGCUAAACUUGGUAAAGUGGAGAAAACAUCUAGUCCGUGGGAAGUGACUAUGAAGAGUGUAAGUGAAAUGUUUACAAUAAGUGCAGAAUUCUCGGAUUUCUUGUCGUAUAUGCCAGUACCUAGGGACGGCGCCAUAUUUAUUAUGAAUAUUAAGAGAAAAUGUAAUUAGUUAAUAUUUGCGGUUUCCUAGAAUGGAUUACUAUUGACAUCGUUCAGCAGACCACAAUGGUUAAUUUCAAAGUUUUACGUCCUGUUAAAAUUAUCGUACAUCUUUUGGCAUGAAUUUAAAAGCUUUAAUUGCAAUAAUAAAUAAUUAAUACGCAA
Messenger RNA from Teleopsis dalmanni, 694 nucleotides. RefSeq lists its product as uncharacterized. Bases 93 to 539 code for a protein of 148 amino acids. The transcript has 2 exons. Lineage: Eukaryota; Metazoa; Arthropoda; Insecta; Diptera; Diopsidae. The record is from RefSeq and is a predicted model, not a curated record.